AAAAAAUAAAUAUUCUUUUUUUUUUCCCCCUCUCUUAAUAUCAUCCACAAGCAAGAUCUCCCCAAAUUCCAAAACAAACUUAUAAUCAGUACAAGUUCAAUAUGACUACUCCUCAGUCAUAACAUAUCACCGCCUUUCUCUCCUCUCCAAGUCCAAACUGCUCUCCUCUUUUUCUGUCUCCAAACCCUCUCAAAUCACCACAUCUUGCUUCGCUUCUUAUUCUCUUCUUAUUUAUACAUAAAUAAUAUCUUUUCUACUUUAUCAUCAAAAUCCCUUAUUUUAAUGGCUUUCUUCUGAUCUCUCUCCUUCUCUGCAAAAACCAAGAAGCAUUCCACGCUCAACAAAAUCUCUCUUCUUUUCCUCUCACAGAAGAAGAAAUGAAAGGAAUGAUUUGCGAGCUCUGUAGUAAGGAGGCCUCGGUCUACUGCGACUCGGACCACGCCUUCCUAUGCUGGACCUGCGACGCCGACGUUCACCAGGCGAACUUCCUCGUCGCUCGCCACGUCCGGGAACCUCUCUGCUCCAAUUGCAAGGGAUUCACCGGAGGCUUCAUCUCCGGUGAAGGUCUCCGGCGUAAUCCACGGUUCCCGAUCUGCCGGAGUUGCUCGCCGGAUGAGUCUUCCGGCGAGGAUCAGGCGGAUUCGCUGUCGUCCUCGUCCUCUGUUUCCUCUGCUUGCGUCUCGAGCAACGGAUUGAAGACGCUUCAGUUCGUAGAUCAGCCGAAGAUCGCGAGGAUCGGCCCGUCGAUCUCCGUCACGGAGCUCUCCAGCGAGGAAUCGAGUCUGCCAGCGAUAUUCUCCGGCGAAGUUAUGUCGAAGAAGACGAGCCAGAGUCUGAAGAAGAAGAAGAACAACAAGAUGAUCAAGAAAGUGAAUGAGCAGAUCAGACCUCGGGGUCCGAUGAGCGUGGACGCGAAGGCGGAGGGCAUUUUCGGGAACUGGUGCAGGGAGCUGGGCCUAAACGGUAAUUCCGCAGUCGUGUCGUUGGCCUCCCACGCGCUGAGCCUCUGCGUGGGGAGGUCCAGCGUUUUGCCCUUCAGAGUGUCUCUAGCGGCGUCGUUCUGGUGGGGCUUGAGAUCCUGCGUGGACAAGUCGGCGCGUGCGUUACACUGCCUUAAACGGCUCGAGGACGUUUCUAGAGUGCCAGCUAGGCUGAUCCUGACCGUCGGAUUUAAGCUCGAUCGAGAAUUGAGUGCCCGAAAAUCUCGUCGCCAUGAUCUGGCGGAAGGCUGGGCGGAGUGCUCCGGCAAAACAGCGUCGUAGAGCUAAUCCCACACGUGUGUAUAAUCCAUUUCAGUUUGAUUAGGCUUUUUUAAUUGGGGAUUUUUUUUUUUUUUUUUUGGGAUUUGCAAUUCUGCGUUGUCGUGUUGCCUUUCGGUGGUUCGCAUUAUUGCAAAGAGUGCUACUACUAAUAUUUGAAUUGAAUGAAUCCUGACCAUUAUAUU
Messenger RNA from Morus notabilis, 1444 nucleotides. Its product is annotated as B-box zinc finger protein 32. The record is from RefSeq and is a predicted model, not a curated record. Bases 378 to 1262 code for a protein of 294 amino acids. Gene Ontology annotation, molecular function: zinc ion binding. The transcript has a single exon. Lineage: Eukaryota; Viridiplantae; Streptophyta; Magnoliopsida; Rosales; Moraceae.